Phyllopteryx taeniolatus (common seadragon) is the source of this 6022-nucleotide messenger RNA. RefSeq lists its product as uncharacterized. NCBI's taxonomy places the organism in Eukaryota, Metazoa, Chordata, Actinopteri, Syngnathiformes, Syngnathidae. The coding region runs from base 164 to 4834 and encodes 1556 amino acids. The transcript is spliced from 44 exons. Gene Ontology annotation, biological process: lipoprotein metabolic process; lipid transport. Gene Ontology annotation, cellular component: extracellular region; membrane. Gene Ontology annotation, molecular function: lipid binding. The record is from RefSeq and is a predicted model, not a curated record.
GAAAUUUCGAAGCUUCUCAGGGAGCCUUUGAACGCCUCCGUGGCAGAAGAUGCGUUGGGGGGUGUGGUGAAAAGUUUGGAAAUGUUCUCGACUAGCAUUGACCGUGUGUUUUUCGUGUGUGUUUGGAUGCGGGUGACAGAGGAAUAGCAGCGAGGGAAGCAGGAUGGAGUCGUCCGUGAUGAAGCCUGAAGCCAAGAAGAAAACCAAGCCCAAACUGCCUCCCUGGCCUCCUGUGACUCCAAAAAAUGAGGCCGAAAUGUUGGACAAGCCCGCUCCUGUGGUGCCUCCGCGACCGAAGUACAGCGAACUGAGCCAAACCCAGUAUCGCCUGAAAAUAUUAGAGAAGGAUGGCGAGGCCACCCGAAACGUGAUGCAAAGUGAGACGAGGGAGAAAAAGCCAGAAACUCCCGUGCCGCCGCCGAGACGGGGAGAGCAGGAGAGGAACCGGUCGACGAGACACAGCCAGCGCAACAGCGACGACAAGCGGAUUUCCUCCGGAAGCGUCCAAUCGGACACGGCCGAUGACAUCAAGCAGACACGUCCGUCCCUGCUGACGGCCAAGUUUCAACAAAGCCUAAAAGACAAAAAAAGCACAUUUAUUAGUCACGUGACUGACGACCAGGACAGAGGUGACGACGCUCCGGACAAACAGGCCAGCGCCAACAAACCGGGUGUCCUGAAAGGCGUGAUGAAGCACCUGAGGUCCACGCCCAAGGUCAGCGGAGGCGAGGCGGCCCCCGAUCCCAACAAGGACGAAGCGGCUUCGGAAAAGGAACGGCCGGCCGGCGACAAAGCCAAACAAGACAGAAGUGCAGAAUCCAAACAAGAGUUCGGCGGUCGGCUCGCAGGAAUGUUCCGGAAACCUCCUAUGGUGACGGUCGGAAGAGUGGACAGCGAUUCCGAGGCGACCAAAGAAGACGAGAAAACGUCGGAACGAUCGAAUGCUGGAGGAAUUUUCAACGGGAUGUUCAAGAAGAAACCUGCAGAAGCACCUCAGCUGGACGAGGAGCAGCCCGCUCUCCGCGCCGACAUGUCGAACAGCAGCGACAAUCUGUUGCAGAAGCCCUCCUCGGAGGAAAAAGGAGGAUUUUUCAGCAGCAUUCUCCGAAAAUCUCCCAAGAUCCCCAAAGAGACGCCAGCCGAGCAGGAUUCCGAGGAGCUCCGCGGCGAUCUCUCGGGCAGCUCGGACAGCCUGUCGGAGAACAAGGAAAAAGGAGGUUUAUUUAGCGCAUUCCUCAAGAAGACGCCCAAAGCCGGCACGGAGGAGAACACGAGCGCGCAGAAAGAACUGUCAGCGAGCAAUGACAGUCUGUCCGACGCCGCAAAGACAAAAGAGAAAGGAAGCGCGUUCGGCGGAAUGUUCAAGAAGUCGCCCCGAUCGACCGACGCUCCCAACGCAGAGGAACCACAAGACGACGAACGCUCGGUGGGCAGCGACGGACCCGCAGAGGAAAAUAACAAGGAAAAAGGAGGAAUAUUUGGCGGAUUCUUCAAGAAGGCUUCCAAAGCACCUCAGCCAGAGCAGGACGAGAGCGUGGAUAAACAGUUGUCAACCAGCAGUGAGAAUUUAUCUGAGGGUAAAGCGGAGAAAGAUCGAGGGCGGUUUGGUGUCUUCCUCAAAAAGACCCCCAAAGGAGAGAGGGCUGAAUCAUCAGAUAGCGAGGAGGACAAGGAGCAGGCGGUGACAACGGCAGCAAGAGGCGACGAUGCGGCCGACAGGAACGUCAACAAGGACAAAAACCUUUUCAGCAACAUGUUCAAGAAGCCUCAGAAGCCUGCAGAGGGCGACAAGGAAGCGGCGCUCAAGAGUGACGCGGCAACAUCUGGGAGCUCAGAGAACUUAUCGGAAAACGUCGCCAAGGGGAAAAAAGGAGGCCUGGCCGGCAUCUUCAAAAGAUCCUACAGCAACGACAACAUGGUGGAUGAGAAAAUCUCUCUUCACAAAAACAGAAUGUUGAAAAUGGAAGCAAGGUGUCCAGCUGUUUAUGUUAAAUCGCUUUCGUACUUGUCAUUCCAGGACAAGGAGAAGUCAUCAAGUAAUGACAAUUUGUCGGAAACCACCAACACCAAGGAGAAAGGUGGACUCUUCAGCGGCCUGAAGAAAACAACAACAACAACAAAAUUGUCUGGAGAUGACAAGGCUGCAUGGGACAAGGAGAAGUCGUCAAGUAAUGACAAUUCGUCUGAAAACACCAACACUAAGGAGAAAAGUAUUUUCAGUGGCAUGUUCAAGAAAGCUCCGAAAGUAGCUGACGAGGCCACAGCAGACGAGGAGUCAAACGGUGGUGAGGAGAAGAAGUUAUUAUCGGCCAGCAAUGAAAGCCUGACAGAAGAAAACACACCAAAGGAAAAGACAGGAGGUUUGGCGGUAAUGUUCAAAAAGUCGCCCAAACCGGCGCCGCGCUCCACCGCCACCAAGGAUCCCCUGAGUGACGACAAGGAGGCAGAAAGUGUCCAGGACGACUUGUCAGGAGACGAACUAUCAGGCAGUUCUGUCAAUCUUGUAGCUGCCGUCGCAAAGGAGAAAAAAGGAGGCUUCACAGGCAUGUUCAAAAGGACGCCCAAAACUGCUGACAAACAGGACGAUGUUGACGACAAGGAGGGCGCGGCGCCACCUGCGGGCGGCGGGCUGAGACGCAGCAGGACCAUCAAGAGGAAAAGAAAAGUCGUGUCCUUCAGAGUCAAGACAACUCUUCCCAGGAUGCCCAAAUUCAGUGCGUCGUCACAGGCCCAAGAAAAAACGCCCCUCAUUGAGGAAAGUGUGGAGAUGCAGGAGAUGAACCCAGCACAGGAGAGCACAGUGGAAGUCCAGCCGGUGGAGAUGGCAGCGUACCCGACCGGGGGAAACCCUCUGGAAUCUGAGGAGGAGAACGACGGCCUGUUGGAAUGGUGGAACAACGUCGAAGGCUGGGCCGAGUGGAACGAGACGGCCAAUUUCCAAGAAGAUGAUGAGGGAAUUGCGAUGGAGGAGGCUGCCGACCGUGUCUUCAUGGCGGCGCGCCUGUUCGUGCGCCUCUUCAACCAGCGGGGGGCGUCCUUGCAACAGUGCAUCCUGGAGCUGCUGGGCAUCGCCGAUGCCGCCGACCAGUUCCACAAGAAGACGGUUUCCGCGGCCGUGGGCGGAGGCGUGGCCAGCGUGGCCGGCAGCCUGGCCACCAUCACGGGGCUCAUCCUGGCGCCGUUCACCUUUGGUGCCUCCAUCAUCGUCACGGCGGUUGGCAUCAGCGUGGCCACGGCGGGAAGCAUCACCUCGGCCACAGCCAACAUCACCGACGCCGUCCACUCCAACAUGGACCGCAAGAAGGUGGAGAAGAUGAUCCAGGACUACCAGGAGCAGAUAAAAGAUAUUCGUGACUGCAUGGAUUUCGUGCAGGAGGGCAUAGACACCUUGCAAGAGUGGGAUUUUGAGAAGUACUCGCAGAGUGCCGCCAAGAAGGCGCUGAACCAUAACAUCAAGCAUGUCGUGAAGGAAGGAGGCCGGGCAGGGAAAGCCCUGAUGAUCAACACUGACAAGCUCAUCAGCACCGUGCAGGUUCUGGGCGCUGGGGCCGGGGCAGCCAAGGCCGCCCAGGCCAUCAGUGUCACCACGGGGGUCAUGUCGGCGCUCUUCCUGGCCCUUGACGUCUUCUUCCUCGCCAAGGACUCCCAUGAGCUGCGCAAAGGCGCCAAGACAAAGUUCGCCUCCAAGAUCAGGGACGUGUGCAAGGAACUGCAGGAUGGCCUCCUGGAGCUCAAUAAGGUUAAGACGCAGCUGCAGAAGACCAUGGACGGCAUCGAGGUGGAGGAGUAUGAGGAGAUCGAGGAAGUGGAGGUGGAGGUGGAUGACGACCUGGAGUCUGAUCCCAAGAAGCUGGCCGAGCUGGAGCAAGAGCUGGACCUAUUGGAGGAGAAACUGGACAAGAGGAUCGAGGAAGGCAAAAAUGUGGAGAAGGAAAGCGAGUCCAAGGAGAAGACUGAAGGGACAAGGAAAAAGGACAAACUGGAUAAGGAAACUGAGAACCGGACCGCAGCUAGGAAGGAGAAGCACAAGAAUGAGGAAUCACCAUUGUGUAAACAAGUGGAGGAGAAACCCAAAGAGAAGGACGACGCUGGGAAAGAACCACCGAGAACAGGAGACUCUGGGGAUAAGCCAGAAUUGGAGAGUAGCCACCGAGAACAUGGGGGGAAAGAACCAAUGGAGGACCCCAGAAGGAAGCAAGAACAUGAGAGAAGCUACCGACAAGACAGAGGGAUGACUGGGAAUCCCAAAGUAACACCGGAGAUCAAGGAGCGGGUCAAUCAUCAGAGAGGAAGCACCAUAUCCGCCAAAAACGAAAGCAACAUGACAGACAGGAUUCGAGCAAAGGAAUGGAGGACAGACGAUACAGUUAGUAUACACGGACGGGACGGGGAGAAAGGGAUGACUAGAGACAGUCACGGAAGAAGCGAUGACCGCAGGCUUUCGGACCGGAGUCACGAAUCGAGUGCGAUGGACUACAUGGAGGAGAAGAUGGCAGCCAGCCAGAGGAGUCACCACAGGUGGGCGAUGGAAGAGGAAGUACGUGGCGAGGAAAAACGAGGGAGCCGACUCGAGAGCGCUCGGUACAAGUUUGAGAAAGGCGGCAAGGACGAGGAGGAUCAUCGAAGGAGCACCGAGAGUCACAGGAGAGGAAGUAACCGAGUCAAUGCAGGAAGUCACCGGGAGAGGAGAGCAAGUGACAGAGACAAGACAGGAAGUGACCGGGAGAGGAGAGGAAGUGACAGGGACAAGACAGGAAGUGACCGAGAGCACAAACACAGUCGUCAAAGUUCUCAUCGUUCCAGCGUCCUGCUAGAUGAUGGACUCUAUAUUUAGAUUUUUAGCUCUUUGCUUUUUAAAAACUGGUUUUACACAAUGUAUCACAUAUUUGAUGAGUUCUAAAUACUGGUCCUGUUUUUGGUAGGAUUUUGUAGGAUUCUGGACAAAAAGUAAUGCACUGUAGUUAGUGGAGAAAUCACUUAUUGGGAGAAGCCAGGUGUAGGUUUUUCUGUCUGACCUUAAAGCGAGACUUCUUAAAAAGAAUUAUUUUGAUCCAGUUCUUUGGCUCAAAGUCCUAAGCAAGACCUUGUUGUCUUCUGGCGAACGUUUCCAACAAGCGCUACUGUGUCUUUUUGAGGCAAGACAAAAGCUAGGCCGGGGUAUUUGUCUGACCUCAAAGUAAGAUCUGCAGGUAUGUGUGUUUGUCCUAAUCUUUAGGUCAAAGUCCUGAAUAAGACCUUGGUGUUUAGGUCCUACUAUUCUGGUUCAUGUCUCAAGUGUCUUUUUGGGUCCAGUCUUACAUCUAGUUUCAAGCUAGACCGAGGUCUUUUAGUCAAAGUGUGAAGCUUGACCAUGGUGUUUUGGCCCUAGUCUUCUGGCCAGUGUCUUCAACUAGACCUAGUAGGUCUGUUGGGGACAUGUUUGAAGCCAGACUUAGGUCUUUGUCUGACCUUAAAGCAAGAUCCACUCAAAUAAUGCUCAUUUGGUCUUCGUCCUUCGGCCAACAUCUCAAGCUAGAUGUAGGUCUUUUGGGGACAAGCUUCAUAUGUUGACCUACAGUAUGUCUUUCGGUCCAGGUCUUUUAGUCCCAUUCCACACGAGCAAGUCAUAAGCCAGGCCUUGAUUUUUCUGACCAAAUUUCAAUUUACUGCAUGUCUUUAGGUCCAGGUUUAAAGCAAGGCAUUGGCGUUUUGGUCCUCGUGUUCUGGCCAAAGUCACCAGCCAAACUAAGGUCUUCUUGAACAGCCCUAGGUUUUUUGGUCAAAGGCCAAAGCAAGAUCUUGGCACUUUGGUCCAGAUCUUUUAGCCAAAUAUUUGAGUAGAAAAUGUUCAUGUUUUUAGGAUAGUUAUACAUAUUAUUAUUAUUAUUAUUAUUAUCAUAUCAUUAUAUAGUUAGAAUAAUUAUAUUAAUAUAAUUAUUAUUAAAUGAUGCCAUUUUGGCUUGUUAUGGUUACCGCUGACAUUUUUAUACAAAUCUGGUGUUGGUCGUCUUUCUGAGCAAAUAAAUUAUUUUGUGCCAAUAUU